AUUUUUUUCACAAAACAGAGAAGAGAGAACCCUCAGUCACCACUUCAAUUGAAAGGAAAGCCUCACUCCCUCACCGGCGUCUGGAACUGGAAGCACCGUCGCAGUGAUUGAGAACGUGCCUUACAUUCCUAUUCUGUAUUGGAAAAGCAAACCCUAAUAUCUCUUCUUCCCCUUCAGCUCAGCUCUUGCUUCUUCCAAAGUUUUUGUUAAUUCUGAGGUUUAGAGUAUCGGCAUUAUGGGAAGCGAAGAUGCGAAAGAUCCAUUCAAAGGGGUGGAUUGGAAAGCCGUUGGUGGCGAGAUGCAGCAAAAUCCGAGUGCUAAACCUGCAUUGAAGAAACGAUUACCGAAGAAAGUUAGGGAAAUUCCUGAAUUCUAUUUCCUUCCACGAUGGCCGCUGCCCAAGGCCAUUUUAUUCUGCAGCGCAUGCAUUGGUGGUGGUGUAGCUGCUGGAAUGCUUAUUGAGACCUGGAUUGAAAAGAAAGUUAAAGAAGAUGGAGGGGUUAUAUGGGAGUUUGACAAAUAAACUCUUGAUGUUGGCACAAUUAUGUCACAUAUAUUGCUGCCUUCUUUCAUUUCCUCCUUCCCACAAAUUGGUCUCUGGAGCAACCCUCUCUUCUCGAGAAGUUUCAGGGAUUAGGGUGAUUUAGAAGUUUCUUGUCCUUGGUUAGACUCUUGAUUGAGUAGUUAUCGUCAGUUGACAAGGAGAUAACUUCCUUGUUUAAAUUUUGGAUUUUUUUUUUUUACCUGAAACAUGAAAAGGCAACUAGAUGAACAUAGUUUUGGUUACAGUUUAUGCCUGGUCACUUAUUCUAUGACCCUAAUUCUCUUUUUGGGUUAUGAUCAUUAAGAGUAGUACUUCAUUUCCACAUUUACUUCAUUAAUCGGAUAUGCUUAUGUUCCACCUUACAAAAACCAGAUAUACUUAUCCUCGAUGUCCUUGGAUAGGAUUGUGGUCCUGUGGAGCAACAAAAUUGAUAUACUUUUCCUCUGUUACCUCCUCGUAA
Messenger RNA from Glycine soja, 1004 nucleotides. RefSeq lists its product as uncharacterized. The transcript has 4 exons. The coding region runs from base 236 to 523 and encodes 95 amino acids. NCBI's taxonomy places the organism in Eukaryota, Viridiplantae, Streptophyta, Magnoliopsida, Fabales, Fabaceae. The record is from RefSeq and is a predicted model, not a curated record.